Olea europaea var. sylvestris is the source of this 1693-nucleotide messenger RNA. Its product is annotated as ethylene-responsive transcription factor ABR1-like. Gene Ontology annotation, molecular function: DNA-binding transcription factor activity; DNA binding. NCBI's taxonomy places the organism in Eukaryota, Viridiplantae, Streptophyta, Magnoliopsida, Lamiales, Oleaceae. The transcript has 2 exons. Gene Ontology annotation, biological process: ethylene-activated signaling pathway; regulation of DNA-templated transcription. The coding region runs from base 381 to 1490 and encodes 369 amino acids. The record is from RefSeq and is a predicted model, not a curated record.
AGAUUACAUGUAAUACAAUUCUGGCAUCAUCAUCGGUCAAACGGUGUGAACUUAGCUAUACUAGUCUCUUCUUCCUUGUUUCUUUUGCAUUCUACCUUCAACCAAAGCAAACAAAAAGCAAUUUCUUCUGCAAUUUUUUUAUGCAGAUUGUCGAUAUUUACUGCUCAAAGGUGACCCUAGUGACCUGGUGUGUGUGUCUCUGUGUGUGUGUGUAUAUAUAGAUAGAUAGACAGACAGAUAGAGAGAGAGAGAGAGAUAGAACACUGUUACAUUGAACAAGUUUCAAGUUUGAUGUGCUAUACAAAGGUGGAUGUAAAGGUUGACCUUUGAAGUUAUAUGUGUUUGGGAUUUGGAUCUUGUUAAUUUGAUCAGUUUGGUACAUGUUCUUAGUAUCAAAGGUGGCGAAUCCAGGAGACACUGGCGAGUUUAUCAGAUUUCCGGUGGUACCAGGUAAUACUGAAACCACCGCCAACCCAACCACCACUGCUCAGCCUCAUCAACCAGCACAAUCAUGGGAGAGAAUGCAACAACCAGACUUUCUACUAUCGGAGGAACCCAUGUUUUUUGGAUUCGGUCAGACGAGGGAGAUGCCUGCGAUGGUACCGACAAUAGCCGCCCCGGGACAGACGUACGGGGAAUGGAACUUUAAGCCUGAUCCAAGUGGAACUGGUGGCCCUGGCAAUAUUCUGUAUCCGUCUUCGUCGCCUUAUUCUUCCUCGAGUUCUGGCUCUUGGGUUGGACAGAAGAGAAGACGUGAUCAAGAUGAUAGUGUUACUCAGUUUCCAGAGCAAGUCCAGAGGAUCUAUGGCGGGUUUGGGGAAUCAUCUUUCUCUGUCAAAACUGAGGUGGCUGAAGCGGGCGAUACAAGCGUUGCGCCACCACCUACCACUACCAUGGAACACCAGCCACCGCCGCCAGAAACCUCAACAGAAAACCAAGGAGAAAGAAGAAGAAAAUAUAGAGGGGUAAGGCAGAGGCCAUGGGGGAAAUGGGCAGCAGAAAUAAGGGAUCCACACAAAGCUGCAAGAGUAUGGCUAGGUACAUUUGAAACAGCAGAAGCAGCUGCCAGAGCAUAUGAUGAAGCUGCUUUCAGAUUCAAAGGCAACAAAGCCAAACUAAAUUUCCCUGAAACUGUAAACUUGCCGCCACCACCCACCACUACCCUAGCAGCGGCACCACCACUACCACCAGCAUUCUUCCAAAGUCAACCUUUUCAAAUAUCUGGAACUGCCAGGGACUACUGGGGAUACUCACAAUUACUUCAGAAUACAGCUGAUUUACAACAUCGUCAACCCAUAAGCUUGUCAGAACAAAUGCAGCUCUAUGCUUCAUCAAUUGCUGCUUCUUCUUCAUCAUAUCCUCUGCAAUUCCCCAGUCAACAACAGACACUUGAUUCACAGACACAGGGAAAUCAAACUCAAGAAAACACACCAAAUUAUCCUGCACCACCAUGGACCAGUUCUACCCACAAUCCUUCAUCAUCUAGUUAAAGUUUUAUACUUUUCUUCUGCUUUUUCCUUGAGAAUUUUGGUGGCCAUAUGAAGUUUAUGCUUAAUUACUGAUUAUAAUUUUUUUUUUUUUUUUUAUGAUUAUAGAUAUGUAGAUAAGAGCAGGUUAUAAGUUUCUAGAUGGGAUUUGAAUGUUAAUCUUGUAAGGAAAUUGGUAGAAAUGAUCAACCUUUCAGCUGUCUCUU